CCGACCGAGUCCCCUCCCCACAGCAACACGGCUUCCCUUCCUCAGCUCAGCGACAGGGGCUUCCCCUCAGCCGCCGCCGCCGCCGCCGCCGCCGCCGCCGGCCGAGCCCCGCCGCGCCCGCGGCCCGCGGCCGCCAUGCAGUUUAUGUUGCUUUUUAGUCGUCAGGGAAAGCUUCGACUGCAGAAAUGGUAUGUCCCACUGUCAGACAAAGAGAAGAAAAAGAUCACAAGAGAACUUGUUCAAACCGUCUUAGCACGGAAACCUAAAAUGUGCAGCUUUCUUGAGUGGCGAGAUCUGAAGAUUGUUUACAAAAGAUAUGCUAGUCUGUAUUUUUGCUGUGCUAUUGAGGAUCAGGACAAUGAACUAAUUACCCUGGAAAUAAUUCAUCGUUAUGUGGAAUUACUUGACAAGUAUUUUGGCAGUGUGUGUGAACUUGAUAUCAUCUUUAAUUUUGAGAAGGCUUAUUUUAUUUUGGAUGAGUUUCUUUUGGGAGGGGAGGUUCAGGAAACAUCCAAGAAAAAUGUCCUUAAAGCAAUUGAGCAAGCUGAUCUACUGCAGGAGGUCUUGAGGAGGCAGAAGGUGGCUGGUCCAUUCUGAAUUUAGAAAUUUUGAGGAUUUUCCCCCUUGCUGUUUCAUUUUAACUCAUUUUGAGCCAACUCUUGCUACUCUGGGCUAUUUGUAAUAAUGAGAAGUUGGAAUAACUUGAAAUAUUCAGUAACUGUAAAUCUGAUUUCCAGAAGUAUUUGUCAAGAACCCACAGCAAUAAAUACAUUUUUAUAUCACAACAGUUACAUACACAUGAACCAAAAUAAUUUUGUUCAGUGGUACUCACUCUUAUUUCUUGUUUUGCAAUCUCACAUUUUCUGUGCUAUUCUUUUCUUCAAUAUUGAUCCUGAUCUACUGAAUUGAUUGCGUGAACCCUAGGAUUGGGACCUGCACAGGGAUCUACGAAGAGCAUAUUCCUAGCUGUUAGUGGUGAUUUUUUUCUUUUAAAAGUACUUUCAGAAAAAUUUCAAGGUUUGAGUUCUUUUUUCCUCCACUGACACAUUCUUUUUUAUUUUCUUUUAUUGUUUCCUCUGUUGCCUUUUUUUAAAAAAUAAAAAUCCCAUUAUAGAAAAAUUAACAAAUAUAGGCAAGCAAACUAGAACAUAAUCUUACCCACCAACCAGAGGCAAGUAGAUUAACUCAGUGGUUCUCAGCUGGGGUGGGGGAUGAGGCAGUUGUACCUCCUCAGGCGACAUUGGGCAAUGUCUGGGCACAGUUUUAAUUGUCACAACUGGCAGUGGGGUGCUACUGGCAUCUGGUAGGUAAAGACCAAGGAUGCUGCUAAACAUCCAACAGUGCCCAGGACAGCCCUCCCAGAACAAGGAAUUAUCCAGCCUCAAGUGUCAAUAAUGCCAGGUACAGAAACCCUGGUUUAAUUUAACACCAUGGAAUAUGUAAAGAUUCCAUUUAUAAAUUCCAUUUACAUUUAUAGACUGCUACAUCUUUUCAACUUAGUGUAUUGUCCAGAGUAUAAAUGACUGGCUGAAAAUGAAUCAAAAGUAGGAGGGGGAAAAAACCUAAAAGUUGUGAAAGAAGGACAAAUAUGCUUAAGAACACAUAAAUGCCUAUAAAAAUCACCUCUCUGAUUCACCAAAAUUACCUUUACUUGAUAACCAGUGCCUGGGGAGAUAAUCUAUGGUUGACUUUAGCACCUAACCCACAGCAAAGCUUGUGGGAUGUCACUAGAUAAUUUAUUUUCUUCAACAACAACCAAAUCUGUUAAUGUCUAUUAAGGUAAUUGAGUUUUUACCUGGAAACAGAAUUGAGUAUACCAUGCAGGCAGUUAGAACGCUUUUGAAUUCUCUGCUGAUUUCCCCAUCUGCCUUAGGGAUUUGAUGAUUCCUUACAGGAAGAGUAGUUUAAAUCACCAGAAUUUACAAUAUAUAGACUUGUAUUAUACAUAUAGGCUUUAUUUUUGUUCUUUUGUACCCUGUUAGCCUUAAAUAAUCUACAUAGCAAAGAUAUUUAGAGUUUGAAUAUUUGGAAUUCAAAUAUUUGGAAUUCAGUGAUUCCAAGAAAUCUUUUAUAUUUGGAAAACCCUGAUUAAGUUUAGGGCAUUUCAGGUUAUGAUCCAAAUGGAAGACCAAGGCAAAUACAAUACAGUUACCCUAAAAUAUGCUUAAAACUAUUUCUUUACAGUCUAAAGUUAUAUUUGCUAAGUUAUUCUGAUAUCUUUUACUUAAAAAAUACAAUUAACUUCCACAGAAAGUAAUUUGUCCUUAGUGUUUUAUCACUAAUGGGUUGUAAAGCAGGGCUUAUAAGAUGUAGUUAUCCCCAUCAUUAUUUUUAAGACAAGUUUAUAAGACAAAUGUAAUAGAAAUAGAUCAACAGCACAAUAGAAAAAGACAGCAGCACAUAUGAAUAAGUAUUUCACAGAUGAAAGAAAAAAGGGGUUUUACUAAGGGAAUGUAAAUUAAAAUAUCAGUUAGAUCUUUGGUUUGUUUCUUGAAUUGGCAAAGAUGAGAGACCCUCUUGUUUGCUGCUUGUGAGCACUUGAACUUGUAUUCCAUUUUGGAGGAUUAGUUUGGCAAUAUCUAUUAGCCAUUAAAUGUGUACACCUUUUGACUCAUCAGUGACACUUUGACCCACCAGAAAUACACGAACGUCCCAAGACACACAUGGUGCUCAGUAUAAUCUUAAGCCAUUGGAAACUUACCCAACGUCCAUCAAUGAGAAAUAGGUUAAGAAAAUUACAGUACAGCCAUACAUGAAGCCGUUACCUGGCUGUGAAAGAGCUGAGAUCAAUUUCUAUAUGAUACGGAAAGAUACUCAAGGAUAUCAAGUGAGAAAAGAUCUAGGAGCAGGAUAUUAUUACCUCUGAAAAUGUUUGAGGUCCGCCCUCCUUUCUAAAAGUGUAAAACAAACAUUAUUAUAAGUAUAUUUAAGUGUAUUAAGUAUAACAAUUUUUUAAAUUUAUAAAUUUUUUUAAAAUGACAAAAUGCUGCUGUGUGAAUGGAAGAGUAUACAUUGUGUUGCUCCACUAGGUGAAACGAGUAGAAUUUGCUAGAAAAGUUUCAGCAUGUAAAGUGAAGCACUUAUGUGCUCUCGGCCAUUUUAGACACUAACCAUCUGGAGCAACCAUGUUGUUCUUGCCACUCAUUGCUAACUUAGUAUAAAAAAAUCACUCAGCUUUCCUAGUGCCUCACAAUUGCUUGUGAAAUAAGACUGACACCAUGAGCCCUGUCAUCUAAAAGGUACUUUAUAAAUAGCUUUCAGUUCUUCUCUCUUUAUUCAUUGCUAAAAAUAGAUCUUAGUGAGUUUGGAUACUCUCCAGCCCUUUGGUCUUUAGCACAAGGCAAGUGGUUCCAGUGUUGAGAGUAAGGACUUUGCCACAGAAUUCAGUGGGGGGCAAUCAAAAGGACCAUUGUAUUCUAGAGCACUAAGGACAAAGGAUACCACUUUAUAGUGUGGGGAACAAGUGAAGCACCUUUACAAGAAAAACUAGAGUACAGCAGUAACUUCAAAUUACACUUACUUAUAUUCACUUUUCAUUAAAUGUAAAUUAUUUCCUCUUUGACCACAUUGUGUACUAGAAAGAGAAAAUCAGGAGACUAGGUUUUUAAUUUUGGAUGCAAUACCACUAGUUUACUUAAGCCUCCAGAUAAAUGCUAGCUUACCAGUUUUCAUUAUAGUUUCCCAGAUCGUUUUACUUUUGAGUCAUCAGUGUAGUGUGGUGAAUAUCUGGGAAUUUUUAAGGUAAUGGGGUUUGUCUUUUCUUAGGGACGUAGGUGGUUUUGAGAACAGGUGUAGUUUAAUUCCUCUUUGCUGUGUUUCGUUGUUAUCCUGCACUUCCCACCACAUCUCGUCCUUUUUGUAGGGGAUUGAGAAAAAGAUUAUUCUUAGUAUGGAGGAAAGUUGAGCACACAUGUAUACUAAGGAAAAGGAGCUAAUGCAGAGAGCAGUGAAAAACAGGAAUAUAGAAUCAAAGGAAAAGUAUAUUGCGAGGUGAAUGGGAAUGGAAUCAAGAGCAUUGCUCUUGGGCAAGAUGAGUCUUCCUCCUUCGUCACGAGGAGCUAAGGGGGUAAAGCUGUAGAUUUUUGUUCUCCUGAGUUGGAUGAAUGACAUUGAGAAAGUCGUCGUUUUCUUGGCUUUGAGAAACAUCAUCUAGAGGAGAGCUGCUGGGGAUUGAGGAGAAAGAGAAGAGGUAGAAAACUUGAGGAAAAUGUUGAGGGUUUGGGGAGCAAAUCAGUGAUGAGCAAAAGGAUUGCCCAGGACUGAAGGCCCAUUUCAGAUUAGAAAGAAUACAUGUCUAAUCUUUAUUCCAAAAAUAGGUCUCCACUGAAUCUGUACUAAGGGCAGCUUGUGGUUUGUAUUUGUAGAAUACAGCUGGAUUAAAAAUGUUUUUCUGUUUUCA
Molecule: messenger RNA, 4399 nt
Organism: Equus caballus (horse)
Lineage: Eukaryota; Metazoa; Chordata; Mammalia; Perissodactyla; Equidae
Gene: AP1S2
Product: adaptor related protein complex 1 subunit sigma 2
Biological process (GO): intracellular protein transport; vesicle-mediated transport
Cellular component (GO): intracellular membrane-bounded organelle; membrane coat; AP-1 adaptor complex
Molecular function (GO): clathrin-cargo adaptor activity
Source: RefSeq, a predicted model, not a curated record